AUGCCACGCCCGCCAAUCGAACGACACCCCAAGACAGGCGAAGUAAUUCUUCGGCUUCGCAAGCAUCCCAACCUCAUCUUGACACCGCCAAGGGAAACGGAUGCUCCCAAGAUCACGGAGUAUGUUGGAGAUGAGAGGAUUUGGUCUAACCUUGUCAGCCCUCCGGUGCCAUAUCAUAUCGGACAUGCAAAGGAUUGGCUGGCGCGAUUGAUCCCCGAACGAGGCGAGGUGCUCGCAGAGAUAGAAAAGAACAUGGAUCCGCCACUAAGUGGUUGUCCCCUCCAGUUCAUCCGCGAAUUGAAAGAUGAUGGAUCCGACGAGUUGAUCGGAAGUAUCGACCUAACCCCUUGGCCCGAAGGCAGGGAUCCUCCCCUUGAUGCCCUGAGGGAACCGGGAAGUACAGAAAUAAUUUGGACCAUCGGUGACUGGCUUGCUCCAAGUCACCAUGGACGAGGGAUCAUGACCGACGCAGUGCAGACCAUCAUCCUCGACUGGGGUGUUGCUCAAAUGAACAUCUCCAAGGUCAUUGCCAGUGCCUUCAUUGGCAACCCAGCCAGCGUGAGGGUCUUCGAGAAGUGCGGAUUCAAGACAUAUUCAGUUGUCGAGAAAGCGUUGGAGGUGAGAGGUGAAAUGAAGGGGAUGCACACUCUCUUGUGGACUCGAGAUAAGUAG
This is a messenger RNA of Coprinopsis cinerea okayama7#130, 672 nucleotides long. RefSeq lists its product as hypothetical. The transcript is spliced from 3 exons. The record is from RefSeq and is a predicted model, not a curated record. Bases 1 to 672 code for a protein of 223 amino acids. Gene Ontology annotation, molecular function: acyltransferase activity, transferring groups other than amino-acyl groups. Lineage: Eukaryota; Fungi; Basidiomycota; Agaricomycetes; Agaricales; Psathyrellaceae.